AUACUAUCAAAAAUAUCAUAGUACAGGCUCCAAUUGGUUACCGCGUACCUGCCCCAUCCAUCCAUCCAUCCACCACGGUUACGUUACCCCACACACACUCUCCCACACUUAAAGAGUCAGAUGGCCACUUCUGAGACAGACACACCACCUCUUCUUAACAUCCAACUUUGAUAUUUAAUUACUGGCACUGGCAAGACUUCAUUCUCUACUAGCAGUUCUCUAAUAUCGACCUAAACUCCCUAGAGCCUUCUGUGUAUAUUUUGGCCCUUAUCAAACCGCAGCCCGCAGUACCCUACAGAAAGCAGAACAUGGGAUCACAAGCUUCGAGGCCGUCGCACGACGACUACACCGAAAAGCAGGCCGUUGAACGGAUGCGACAGCUGGCUCUUACUGCACCAGGAAGUAAAGGCAGCUAUGAGGCCGAAGGGAACGAAAAGAAGCGACCGAAAUAUGUCGCCGAUGAGGCAUCAGGCCUCUCGAUCGGCGAUGUUUGGAAGUGGCAGGAGAAGCUAAUGGACGACCCAAAGAACCGACUGGCACUUUCAGCACUAAGCGCCGCGGACCCCAAGACGGUGCUCCAGAACCGCAACGUCCUCACUGAAACCCAGCACAUUUUCAAUGUGAAGAUCCCAUUCGAAGGCGCGCCGAUCACGAACCAAAACUCUUCGGGCCGAUGCUGGAUCUUCGCCGCUACAAAUGUCUUCCGCGUAGCGCUGAUGAAGCGCCAUAACCUCGAGGCGUUCGAGCUCAGCCAGUCAUACCUCUUCUUCUGGGACAAACUCGAGAAAGCCAACUGGUUCCUCGAGCAGAUCCUCGAUACAGCCGAUGAGGAUGUCGAAGGCCGCCUCGUGCAGCGCCUCUUACAGUCCCCAGUCGGCGAUGGCGGACAGUGGGAUAUGAUCGUCAACCUCGUCAACAAGUACGGACUCGUCCCCCAAGUCCUCUACCCGGACAGCUUCAACGCCUCCCACUCCGGCACCAUCAACAACCUCCUCACCACCAAGCUCCGCGAAAACGCCCUAACCCUCCGCUCCCUCGCCGCCACCUCCUCCUCACUCUCUACCAUCCGCUCCGCCAAAGCCGAAAUGAUGCGCGAAGCCCAGCUCAUCCUGACCCUCACCCUCGGCCCGCCCCCCUCCCCAUCCUCAGAAUUCACCUGGCAAUAUCUAGACGCCAGCGGUGCCGCACAGACUCUCAGCACCACUCCCCUCGACUUCGCCGCUGAGCUCUCCUCCACCCCCUCCAUCCGCACAAUCGGAGUCGACGUCAACUCCAUGUUCAGUCUCGUUAACGACCCCCGCAACGCUCCAAACACCCUCCUCACCGUCUCGCGUCUGGGUAACGUAGUCGGCGACACCUCCCGCCCAGUCACCUACGUCAACGUCGCCAUGCCCACCAUGAAAGCCGCCUGCAUCGCCAUGCUACGUGCCGACAUCCCCGUCUUCUUUGGGUGCGACGUCGGGCAAUCCUCGGAGCGCGCGCGCGGCGUCAUGGCUACGGGACUUGUUGAUUUCGAGCUGGGGUUCAAUGUGAAGCUCGGCUUGACGAAACGCGAUCGCAUUCUGGCGGGGGAGAGCAAGAUGACGCAUGCGAUGGUGUUGACUGCUGUGCAUCUCGAUGCGGAGGGGAAGAGCGUGAGGUGGCGCGUGCAGAAUUCGUGGGGGGAGGGGUCGGGGGAGAAGGGGUGGUUUGUUAUGAGUGAUGAGUGGAUGGAUGAGUUUACGUAUCAGGCGGUUGUGGAUCCGAGGUUUGUGAGUAAGGAGGUUAGGGAGGUGUUGAAGCAGGACCCGAAGGUAUUGCCGCUUUGGGACCCGAUGGGGGAGUUGGCUUGAGUUGUUGGCGGUGGUAGUGUCGGAUUGGGUGGUUAAGGAUGACCGGAUGAUGGGAAGACUUAUGAGAUGGAUAUUUGUGGGUUUGGGAUGUCGGGGACGGAUUGGGUAGGAAGCGUAGGUAUUCAUAUCAAGCACUAUUCUAGCACCUCUGUUCUGAACCACAGCAUACCAAACUACAACCCCCCUCCAAACAUAUAAAUCGCCGUAUCUCAUCCUUG
Pseudogymnoascus destructans is the source of this 2050-nucleotide messenger RNA. RefSeq lists its product as uncharacterized. Gene Ontology annotation, biological process: L-homocysteine catabolic process; response to toxic substance; proteolysis. The transcript has 2 exons. The record is from RefSeq and is a predicted model, not a curated record. Gene Ontology annotation, molecular function: cysteine-type aminopeptidase activity. Gene Ontology annotation, cellular component: cytoplasm. NCBI's taxonomy places the organism in Eukaryota, Fungi, Ascomycota, Leotiomycetes, Thelebolales, Thelebolaceae. The coding region runs from base 309 to 1832 and encodes 507 amino acids.